Messenger RNA from Tupaia belangeri chinensis (Chinese tree shrew), 2157 nucleotides. RefSeq names its product speckle type BTB/POZ protein (gene SPOP). The record is from RefSeq and is a predicted model, not a curated record. NCBI's taxonomy places the organism in Eukaryota, Metazoa, Chordata, Mammalia, Scandentia, Tupaiidae. Gene Ontology annotation, molecular function: protein binding. The coding region runs from base 122 to 1246 and encodes 374 amino acids. The transcript has 10 exons.
UGUCCCUUCUGAUAUGGAGAGAAUUUAAUUGAUCCACUUGGACUUUACAUAACAGGGUGAAGAGAGAACAGAAAUCUUUGCCUCCUAACUUUGAAAAUCUUGUUUAACCUUCAAACUGGCGAUGUCAAGGGUUCCAAGUCCUCCACCUCCGGCAGAAAUGUCGAGUGGCCCCGUAGCUGAGAGCUGGUGCUACACACAGAUCAAGGUAGUGAAAUUCUCCUACAUGUGGACCAUCAAUAACUUUAGCUUUUGCCGGGAGGAAAUGGGUGAAGUCAUUAAAAGUUCAACCUUUUCAUCAGGAGCCAAUGAUAAACUGAAAUGGUGUUUGCGAGUGAACCCAAAAGGGCUGGAUGAAGAAAGCAAAGAUUAUCUGUCACUUUACCUGUUACUGGUUAGCUGUCCAAAGAGUGAAGUUCGAGCAAAAUUCAAAUUUUCCAUUCUGAAUGCCAAGGGAGAAGAAACCAAAGCUAUGGAGAGUCAACGGGCAUAUAGGUUUGUGCAAGGCAAAGACUGGGGAUUCAAAAAAUUCAUCCGUAGAGAUUUUCUCUUGGACGAGGCCAACGGGCUUCUCCCUGAUGACAAGCUUACCCUCUUCUGUGAGGUGAGUGUGGUGCAAGAUUCUGUCAACAUUUCUGGCCAGAACACCAUGAACAUGGUGAAGGUGCCCGAGUGCCGGCUGGCAGACGAGUUAGGAGGGCUGUGGGAGAAUUCUCGGUUCACAGACUGCUGCUUGUGCGUCGCUGGCCAGGAAUUCCAGGCUCACAAAGCCAUCUUAGCAGCUCGCUCUCCAGUCUUUAGUGCCAUGUUUGAACAUGAAAUGGAAGAGAGCAAAAAGAAUCGGGUUGAAAUCAAUGAUGUGGAGCCUGAAGUUUUUAAGGAAAUGAUGUGCUUCAUUUACACGGGGAAGGCUCCGAAUCUAGACAAAAUGGCUGAUGAUUUGCUGGCAGCUGCUGACAAGUAUGCCCUGGAGCGUCUGAAGGUCAUGUGUGAGGAUGCCCUCUGCAGUAACCUCUCCGUGGAGAACGCCGCAGAGAUUCUCAUCCUGGCUGACCUCCACAGCGCAGAUCAGCUGAAAACUCAGGCCGUGGAUUUCAUCAACUAUCACGCUUCGGAUGUCUUGGAGACCUCCGGGUGGAAGUCGAUGGUGGUGUCGCAUCCCCACUUGGUGGCUGAGGCAUACCGCUCUCUGGCUUCAGCACAGUGCCCUUUCCUGGGACCCCCACGCAAACGCCUGAAGCAGUCCUAAGAUCCUGCCUGUUGUAAGACUCCGUUUAUUUUCCAGAAGCAGCAGCCACCGUUGCUGCCACUGACCACCAGGUAGACAGCGCAAUCUGUGGAGCUUUUACUCUGUUGUGAGGGGAAAGACUGCAUCGUGGCCCCGGACUUUUAAAACAGCACUAAAUAACUUGGGGGAAACGGGGGGAGGGAAGGGCCCGGGACUCGGGGCUGUUCAACCUAAUGAAAACCCUGUUGCUGCGUCACUGUGUUCCCUUUGGCCUGGCCGAGUUCAAUACCGUGGGGAUUCAGUUUAGGCGCUGGCCCCGAGGACAUCCCAGCGGUGGUACUUCGGAGGAACCUGUCUGCAUCUGACUGAGCAGAACAAAUCGCCAGGUGCCUGGAGCAAAAAGGAAAAGAAAAAAAAAUGGACUUUUAGUUUUAAGAGAAGGGAAAAGGAAAGAAGAAAGGAUUUUUGCAGCAUUUCUCAAAAAUCAGUUUGUGGAUUCCAGUAGUAUUUAUGUUGAGAGAAACAAAUUUUAGUCCUUCCAACUGUGCUAAAACUUGGAUAUUUGUGAAAACUCCUCACCACCGUACAAGUAUCAGAAGAGCUCUCUUGUUAGCACUUAUUGUUUGCAAGAACAGAAUACAUCCUUUUAUCUUUUUAUGAAAAUGACGAGUGAAAGCAAAAGGGGAAAGAGGUUAUUUGAUCUAGAAGAUGAGUGUUCUGAUAUGGUGGUUUUUGCAAAAAUCUUUAUUGGUGUUGAAAACUGGAAAAAAUAAUUCCUCCAGAAUUCAUACUGUCUUGACAAGAACUAUGGUUCUCUGUUUUUAGAUAUUGUGGAAAAUGUUUUUUGGCAUUUUUCUCUGCUUUUAUUUCUCCUCCCUCCUCCCUUCCUUUUUUCUAAAAAAAAAAAAAAAAAAAAAAAAAGAAAAACAAAA